Molecule: messenger RNA, 5883 nt
Organism: Diabrotica balteata
Lineage: Eukaryota; Metazoa; Arthropoda; Insecta; Coleoptera; Chrysomelidae
Source: the annotation of a GenBank genome assembly
CGAACAUCGAAGAAGGUUUCCUAGCUAGAUUUCCUUUGUUUUGUACAGAAUAUGGCUGCCAUAUUUAGUUUAGAUGUCUCUUUUAAAAAGUGUUAUAGAAUUUGUCCUAAAUAUGCAGUAAUAUUAUAGCAAGUUAUUGCUAGAUUGGUGAAUAUAAACGGUAAAAUGUGUUAAAGUUAUUAGAAAGUUCUUUAAAAGCUUCGCAGUGUUGGUUUUGGUAAAAAAUGUUACUGUUUACAUCCUUCUUCGAAUACUUACAUUUCAUUUUAAGCAUUUUCAGGAAACUGUAGUGACCUGGAUACCAGAAAUUCAAUUUCAAAGGGUGGUGGUGGGGAUGCCACUCAUUACACAUUAAAUCAGACAACAGUGGAAGAGAAGAAAAAUGUCUCAGCUACUAGUGCUUCUGGAACGAUGAGUGUUUGUUUUGAAUCAUCAAAUGUACUCACCAAUGUGGUGAGUACAUCUUCAGAGACUUCAUUAGAAGAAAAUGUUCCAAUUACUAGUGUUAUGAGUCAACCCACAGUGGGUACAACAGUAGUGCAGCCAAUUGUAUCCAAUACAAUUUCAACAAGUAGUGAUAAAAAUGAGCAGCCCCCUCUUCCAACAAAGAGCAUUGCAAAGCUUGUUGUAGCUAAUGCAGCAGCUAGCACUAGUUCUGUUCUCCAGAAGGUUGUUAAUCCUCCAGUUAUAACAGUUUUGAAUCCAACAGGACCUUUGACAGUGGUGAAGACUUUAUGUGUUACUUCUGGAGUAUCUAGUACUCCACAGUUCACCUUAGUAAAUUCAGCACCUUUGAAUGUCACUAAUGCUGUUGGAGGAAAACCACCUACUAUCACCCUUCUUAAUGCACCUGUGACGGUUGUUAAGGCAAUAACAACACCACAAAAUGUGGAGAAAAAUUUAUCAGAAGCAGCCACUACAGGGACCCCAAGCAAUACACCUGUCUCGACAAUUAUUGAAAAUAGAGCACACAAUGUUUUUGUUAAAAAUACUUGCCCAGAUUCAACUGUUGUGGAUAUUCCACAGAGCCAUAAAAUAUUGACAACAAAUAAUUUUCCCCAAACAAAUGUUAUAACAAAUUCUCAGACAAAAACAUUAAAUGGGCAAAGAAACAAGGUUAAAAUUGUAAGCAAUGUGGUAGUUCCUGGAACUUCACAAACAAACAACAAUGUUUUGAUGAACAAAUCUAAUCAACAGCGCUAUAUUCCAAGACAAACAGUUAUGGGUCCAAAUGGCGCAACUACAAAGUACCUAAACAAGCCUUCUGCAAGUAAUUUUGUAAAACCUAAUGUUAGUUCUUCAAUGAAGAUAGUACAGGAUAAGUCUCCAACUAGGAUGAAUUAUCCUACUCAUAAGAAUCAAAUUAAAACACUUCCUCCUGUAAAUAAUUACUUACAGAAACCACAUCAACAUAGUAUAAAAACAAUAUCACCCCAAAAUAAAAAUAUUCCAGGUCAAGUUACCAGGACUGGAUCUGGAUUAAGGACUAUUCCUCCUCAGAAGUCACAUAAAUUAUCUAAUAAACCAAAUUAUAUUGGCAAACAUGCAGUUCAAGCACAGAAAGGAAAACCACCACAUAAUAAAGUGAAAGGAAUCAAAUUACCUAGUAAUGCCCAUUAUAAUGUUAAUGUGCCACCAAUGCCUGACAAACACUUAAGUGAGCUAACAUUUAACCAGGCGUUGACUGCACAAAUAAUAGAGACCCUAAGUAAUUCUAGUAGCACUGUGCAAAAUAGUAGAUAUGAUAUGCCUUCAAGAUAUGACAGUGCAUUUACUUGUCCAGAGAUGAAAAAACCACAUAGUGAACCUUGCAAAUCUACAGAAGAUUCAAAUAAAUCUGGUCUGGAUGCAUUAUCUGUAAUGUGUCAAGCAGUAUUAUUAGAUCACAAUUAUCAUGCAACUUUACCACCAGACUCCCCAAUAAGACCAUCUCCUACAAUAACUAUUCCUCCACAAGUAAAUGGUAUAUCUCAACCUUCCAUAUAUUCACCAGGAUCAUCAAAACGGCGACCAAUGCCAAUGUCCAGCACAGUAACUUCUCCGCCUAUCUCAAAUGUAUCCAGCAUGUCAAUGAUUCCAGUAAGUAACUCUAUGUUGCCUGUCCAUGAUGACGAUGCUGCAUCAGAUAUUUCAGAUGGAUCUGACCGCAAACAUGACACUGAAGGAGAAGAAACUGAUACUGCCCCUGAAGCAGAAGCUGUCAAUAAUGAGAAUAUUGAUGGUUAUGGAGACUAUGUAACGAGAUGUAUUUGUGGUUUUCUCCAUGAUGAUGGUUACAUGGUAGAGUGUGAUAAAUGCAAAGUAUGGCAACAUGUACAAUGUGUUGUGAAAAACCGACAGGUUCCAGAUGAAUACUUGUGUGAGGAAUGUGAUCCAUCAAAGCCUAUAGAUAGACAGAAAGCUCGUGGUAUUCAGCAACAAUGGAUGAGGGAGAGACAGUUUGCAGAUCCCAAAUUAAGGAAGGAUCCAAAAAUAAAGGAGGCGUUUAAACCAAAGGAAACUGUUACUGAUACAGAUUCUUCUGAUGGAGAACAUGUACCUCCAAGUUUUCCUACUAAAAAUAGAGUAUUGGCAAACAGGAGAAAGCUCGAAAAUCAUGCUAAACAAGCUGCUAUUCGACAGCGACGAGAAGCAGCUAAAGAAGCAGCUCAAAAAAGACAGAAACGGAAAGAGCGGAAAAUUGUGAGGAAAAAGACAAAAGUUCCAGUGAAACAUAGUGAUGAUGAAAAUCAGGACACUUGGGCGAUCCAUCUUCCUCAACUCAGACAGUGGAUAGAAAAAUAUGAGGAGGCUGUCACAAACCAUUACUCUCCUGAGUUAAGAGCGAGAAUAUCGAGCAUUAGGGUGAAUGGUGCUCAUUCUGAAUCAAACGUUCAAUUUGACCCAACAUCCAACAAAAGUCGGGUGCAUACUCAACCUCUCACAGAAAUCAAAUACUUAGUUGCCACAGCACAUCUCCCUCCUAAUACAUUUGUUGUUGAAUUAAUGGGUAAAUAUAUGCUGUCGACGCAGCAUCGAAAUUCCGGCGGUUCUCUAACGACACGACAACAUUCUCAAAGGCCAGGACCGUUUUUGUUCUUUUAUCGACUGCACAAGGACAAUACGGAAGUAUGUGUCGAUACAAGGACAUACGGUAACACGACUCGAUUUAUCAGGCGUUCUUGUAAGCCAAAUGCAGAGUUAAGGCAUUGUAUCGAAAAGGGUGCUUUACAUAUUUAUGUAGCGACGACGACGACGGUUGACAAAAAUUUUGAGCUGACAAUCAAACACGAAUCUCAUGAUCUGGCAGCCAUAGGAACGACGAGUAUUGCCUGUGCUUGUGGGAACGCUGAAGAAUGUGGUGUCAAUAGGACAUCUGUAAAGAAAAAUGGAGAUGUUGUGGAGGUCCCCGUCCGAAAAAGGAGAGGUCGUCGAGUUACUUCUGCAAGUCUUCCAGAACCUGAUCCACCCAAACCAGUUAAGGAAGAACCCCCUCCAGUUGUAUCACCUCCUCCAGCACCACCAUCUCCUGUAAAACCCAAAAUCGAAAAGUUAAAAGAAGAAGAAAAAGUUGAGCAUAUUGUAAAGGAAGAAGUAAAAGAAGAGGUUCCUGAAGAUCCUGUUCCAGAAAUUCAGAAUCCAGAACCUGUAAAAGAAGAAAUAAAAGAAGAGGUCAAAGAGGAGGUGAUAAUAAAGGAAGAACCAUUAGCAGUAGAGAUUAAAAAGGAGGAAGAAGAAGUAGAGGAGCAACCAGAAGAACCUGAUAAUGAAAAAUCUCUGGAAGAAAUCAAGAGUCCUCCCCCUACACCCGUAUCUACCAGAAGGGCUUCCCAUAAAACUGACAAGGAAGAUGAUAAAUCUUCAUCCCCUAAGACAGACAGAACCGAAAAAUGCAAGAAGUUAAGUAGAGAGGAAAGAAAAUUGGAGGCGAUUUUAAGAGCCAUCGAUCAGAUGGAGAAGGCACAGUCUAGGAAACAAGAACACCAAGCAAAACAAGCCCAUAGGCGAGAAUCAGAACCGAAUCCCGAGAAAAAGGAAGAGGAAAAACAGGAACCUAGACUAAAAAGACGAAGGCGAAAAGGUCGUGCCCGAACCGUUAGCCAGUCAGCAGCUAGAAGAAACCGCCUAAAUUCGACAGACUCAUACAUGACGUCAGGAGAUGAAAAUCUAUUAUCGCCAAAUGAAGGUCAACUCCCUAUAAAACCUUCAAAAGACAGUGAAGGAAAUGAUAGAGCUGUGGGUCUUCUUCUUGCUCUUUCUAACGGUGAUAAUGACAGCAAAGAUCACAAGUCUCCUACAAGAGAUGUUGACUCAAAUUCAAAUUCGACCCAUUCUUCUCCUGAAACACAACUUUCAUCAGCUUGUCUGCUGGUACAGGCAGCUGUAGAGCCAUUAGAACAAGGAUUCAAAUUUCCGAAAACGAAAAAAGGAUUGAUGAAUGAAUGGUUGAAUAAAGUCCCCGAACCAGUUCAGACAGCCAGUGCAAUUUCUCCGAAUUCGCUUGUUUCACCAACCAAUAAUAUGGAUGUAGAUUCCUCAAGUGGAGUUUAUGCAGCGUCAAAGAACUUAAUGUCUUUUUGUGAGGCAAACAUACAGCCACGAGGAAGUGCAAAGAAACGAUGGCUGCGACAAGCUAUAAGAGAGGACCAUUCUUGUGACAGUGGAUCAGGCAGGCCAGACUCUCCGCCAAUCAGUGAUAUGGUAGCACCUCCCAAAAAGAGGAGAUUACCACGGAAUCAUUAUCAACAGAUAACUCACCUCCUAGCACACCUACAGAACCUAGAUAAAGAUGUCAAACCUUCAGAGGGUGGUGUAGAAAUAGUUUUUAGUGGGACAGACGGGGACAGUUCAAAUCCAACCCUAGAAUCCGACGCCAUUUUAAAGGAACGAGCAGCUGUGAUGAAGCAAGAAUUUAAUAAACCUAUAUUUACCUCUAGUUUGGAUCUUCCAAGAACGGAAUUUGGAUCAUUGAAUUCAUUGGAUCCAAGACUUUCCCGCGAAAGCCGUUUUCUGGCAAAUACAGACUUAGUAGGUACAGUGGAGAAAACAUUGAGUAUACUGGGAUUUGAAAAUACAGAAAAACAUAAACCUGAGCCGAUGUUACCAAAACGGAAGGUAAAGCUCUCCAUAACAGAAUAUCGACAGAGGAAAAAAAUAACUGUUGAAGAAAAGUCAGCAGAACAAGAACAAGUUAGUACAGAGGAAAACAAUUCUUCAGAGUCAUUUAAAAUUACUCCAAGACAAAGAUCUGAUAGUGCGAGCAGUAGCACUUCAAUAACUUCUAGUGAUGAUGACCUUUCUGUAUCAGACAUCAUAGUUAAAAAAGCUCCUGUAUUUAAUUCUGAACCAACUGAACUUGAACGUCAAAGGGAAACGUCUAGCCUAAGGUUGAAAAAGGUGUUUGGAUUAUCAGUUGAUCGAGAGCCACCUCCUGCUUUGAACAUUCAAGCCAUACUAAACAUGGAAAUAGAGCCCAAGGUGAGAUCAGCCCAGCCUUUACCUGGCCAACAGUGCCAUGUCCUGGGAAAUACAGAACCUACAGCUAAGGAGUCUGAUUUACAGCCACCUGCAUCUCCAGAACAAGUUCCGAUGAUGUGCAGUCCACCGUUAGUUGUAAAAUCUCCGAAACCAGAAGCCAUGGAAACUGAAGACAUUUCUUCGCCUGAAAUUGAAAACCAGAAUCUAGAAGAGAUAGUUGAUGUCAAGGAGGAAGAAAAUAAGGAGGCUGCUCCUUUGAAUAUGUUUUAUACACCAGAUGAGGAAGAUACAACAGAGGUGGUAGAUAAGGAAGAACCUUCAGCUGUAUUUGAAGAACCAGAAAGUGUAAAUUAUGUUCCACCUUUUAACAACCCAGUGUACCCGAAUAGUAAUUUUCCCACAUUUUCAUCAACAAUUGGUAAGUAA